GGAGGCGCGGACGAUGCUGGCGGCCGCGGCCCUGUGCGCCGCGGCGCUGGGCUGCGCUGCGGGCGCUCGGCUGCUCAGCGCAGUGGACAUAUCCCUCAGAGAGCAAACAGUUUGCCGGGGUGGAACACAGCGGCCAUGCUAUAAAAUAGUUUACUUUCAUGAUGUUUCACGCAGGAUCAGCUAUGAAGAAGCGCUCCUUGCCUGCAGAGCUGAUGGUGGUCACCUAGUCAGUAUUGAAACAGAAGCAGAACAAAAACUGAUUGAAAAAUUUAUUGAAAGUCUCUUGGCUUCUGAUGGAGAUUUUUGGAUAGGGCUUAAGAGGAAAAAGCAUGAGGUAGACAAUAGCACAGAUUGUCAGAACCUCUACUCCUGGUCGGAUGGCAGCUCGUCCAAGUUCCGGAACUGGUAUGUAGAUGAGCCAUCCUGUGGGAGUGAAAUCUGUGUUGUGAUGUACCACCAACCAUCUGCCCCACCAGGUGUUGGAGGUCCUUACAUGUUUCAAUGGAAUGAUGACAGAUGCAACAUGAAAAAUAACUUCAUUUGCAAGUAUUCUGUUGAGAGGCAAACAAAUGCUCCAAGAAAGAAUUCUCAAACAGAUGUUACAACAGAGCCCUUGAAGCCAGUAUUCCCAGAAGAGCACUCUAAGAAAGAUGCUAAUGAAACACUUCAAGAAGCCAAAGAACCUGUUCUGAGUCUUGCCUACAUCCUUAUUCCCAGCAUUCCUGUGCUGCUUCUACUGAUGGUCAUUACAGCCAUCUUCUGUUUUUGGCUUUUUGCAAAGAGGAGACAGGAGCAAGUAGAUGCAAGCCCAAAGGAUGAAGAUGCAUGGCUAUCUAUCCACAGAAGAAACAGUCCAGAUCUGGAGGUUUACAAAGUAAUUAAGAAGCAAUCGGAAGCAGAUCUGACUGGAACCAGGCCUGACAUUAAGAAUUCUUCAUUCCGUACACGAGGAGAUAAGACACCUGACAGUCUCUCUGGAGAUUAUGAUGAUGUGGCAAUGAAUACAUCAAGUGGCUUUGUGACAUUGACCAGUACAGAAAGUGGCUUUGUGACUAAUGAUAUCUAUGAACUGUGUGGAGAUCAUGUGGGGAGGAGCAAGGAAUCAGCCUGGGUGGAGAAUGAGAUAUAUGGAUACUAAGGAAAUGGACAAAGAAAAUCUUGGAAUGUGGAUUACAAAGUGAAUAUUGAUGCAAGUUUAGCCUACCCUAGUAGCCAUGCACUUGUUUUAAUGACUGUAUGUAUGAUAUUGUAUCUUGGUUUUGCAUUCUUCCUAUAUUCUCUUUUUUGAAAGAAUAUGGGCUUUUAAAGAUCCAAACCAAAAAGAAUGUAUGUAUCUUGCUCUGCAUCAACCCCCCUUUUUGCAGCAGGAAUGGCCUGUUAGUCUUAUUUUGUUUACAGUCUAAAUUUUUUGCACUCCAAAGGUGAAAAUAUGAAUGUCUUUCAAACUAAGGAACAAUUGAAAAUCCUUAUUUAUGUGUUUAAACUGACUUCAUCUCCAAAGAAGUUGAAAAUCAAAAGUCUAUCAUUAGUCCUGCUUGCUGUCUCAUAGGUGUCCUAGAGAAAGCUGCUGCAGUUGCAGGUCUGUCAUUGUUUCCAUAUCAACCAGUGGUCCAGCUGUAUGUUCUCCAUCCACUGCAUACAACAUUGACAAGCACUUCACAGGGAGGGGAGUAGUGUGGUUUCUGCUCCUUUCCUCCUCUCCUAGUCUCAUUGCCAAGGCCAGAUACGUGAGUCACAACACAUAACUGUGUAUUUAGUUUGUACUCUAAGUUGUUUUUCAAAGAAUCUCAGUAGGUGCUUUGUCAUAAGGCCCGUUGUGUCCCCUCACUUAUCCUUGCAAAAGGAAUUACAAAGCAAGGAAUGAGGAACUUCUCUGUAAUACUAAAGAAAGGCAAUGGGGUGUUCCAAAGCGUUCUGGUUGGUCUCUGAAAGUACUGCUGUUCAGUUUUCUGUGACUAAUAAACUCCAGAAAUGUACUAAUUUGGCCUAAAUGACAAAUUAAACACUAGUUUCUUUCUUGUAGAAGGAAUAGCUAGUUGCAGUUUUAUUUCAGAUUUCUUUUUCUCCUUGUGCCUGUGACCUGUACUAAAUCCAUGAAAACAAACAUCCUGAUGUUAAUCUACAGAGAUGGAAUUUAU
Rhea pennata is the source of this 2138-nucleotide messenger RNA. It is a transcript of the gene LAYN, whose product is annotated as layilin. Lineage: Eukaryota; Metazoa; Chordata; Aves; Rheiformes; Rheidae. The record is from RefSeq and is a predicted model, not a curated record. Bases 14 to 1138 code for a protein of 374 amino acids. Gene Ontology annotation, molecular function: hyaluronic acid binding. The transcript is spliced from 8 exons.